Messenger RNA from Neopelma chrysocephalum (saffron-crested tyrant-manakin), 1864 nucleotides. RefSeq names its product uridine-cytidine kinase-like 1. NCBI's taxonomy places the organism in Eukaryota, Metazoa, Chordata, Aves, Passeriformes, Pipridae. The transcript is spliced from 10 exons. The record is from RefSeq and is a predicted model, not a curated record. The coding region runs from base 31 to 1008 and encodes 325 amino acids. Gene Ontology annotation, cellular component: cytoplasm. Gene Ontology annotation, molecular function: kinase activity; ATP binding.
UCACCCCUCCCAGUUUUCCAGCUCCUGGACAUGAAAGUGUUCGUGGACACGGACUCUGACAUCCGGCUGGUGCGGCGGCUGCAGCGCGACAUCAUGGAGCGCGGCCGGGACGUGGCGGGGGUCAUCAAGCAGUACAACAAGUUCGUGAAGCCGGCCUUUGAACAGUACAUCGAGCCCACCGUGCAGGUCGCCGACAUCGUGGUGCCCAGGGGUGGGGAAAACUUUGUGGCGCUGGACCUCAUCGUGCAGCACGUGCACAGCCAGCUGGAGAAGCGUGAGAUCACAGUCAGGGCAGCCCUGGCCUCUGCUCACCAAGGGCAGCCUCUGCCGAAGACGCUGAGCGUGCUGGAGAGCACCCCACAGGUGCGGGGCAUGCACACCAUCAUCAGGAACAAGGACACAACCAGGGAUGAAUUCAUCUUCUACUCCAAGCGCCUGAUGCGGCUGCUGAUCGAACAUGCCCUGUCCUUCCUGCCCCUGAAGUCGGUCACUGUGGAGACGCCCCAGGGCACGACGUACGAGGGGAAGCGGUUCCACAGGCAGCGGAUCACCGGCGUGUCCAUCCUGCGAGCGGGAGAGACCAUGGAGCAGGCCCUGACCGCCGUCUGCAAGGACAUCCGCCUGGGCAAGAUCCUCAUCCAGACCAACCUGGACACGGGAGAGCCCGAGCUCCACUACCUGCGCCUGCCCAAGGAGAUCAGCGAGGACUACGUCAUCCUCAUGGACAGCACCGUGUCCACGGGGGCCGCGGCCAUGAUGGCCGUGCGUGUGCUGCUGGACCAUGACGUGCAGGAGGACAGGAUCUUCCUGCUGUCGCUGCUGAUGGCAGAGAUGGGGGUGCACUCCGUGGCCUAUGCCUUUCCCCGCGUCCGCAUCAUCACCACCGCCGUGGACAAGCGAGUCAACGAGGAGUUCCACAUCAUCCCGGGCAUCGGUAACUUUGGGGACAGAUACUUCGGAACCGAUGGCCCCUCGGGCUGGUGUGAGAGUGACGGCGUGAACUGCUGAGCUGGUCAGCCGUGGGGCCACUGGCCAGGCUGGCUGCAGGGCCGGCCCCCACCCCUGCCCCCCGGAGGGGCUCCAUCCUGCCAGCCUGUGCCCACCUGGCAGCCCCCGGCUCUCAGGACCUGCAGAACAAGCCCCUCGCUGCCGGCCUCCCUCCACCCCAAAGGACCAAUCCUCCCCAGGGAGGAGGAGGAGGAGGAGGGGGGGAUGGCCUCUCAUGCAGCCCAGGGAGAGGGGACAUUUCAGCACAUUCCUUGCCAUCUGAGCCCCCUGCCUCUGGGGCCCUGGCCAGCCGUGCCUCCAGAGGGAGUGGUGGUCUCCCCACAGCUGUGCCUGAGGGGCUGCUUACCCUCUCCCCAGGGGAGGAGGGGGACAGGGCCUGGUACCCACUGGGCAUUGGGCGAGCUUCGUGCCUGGAAUCCGUAUUUAUUUGUAUUUAUUGUGGGUAGCCCCAGGUUCCAGCAGGACCCCCGACAUCAGGGACUGGGACCUCACGUUCCCACUGCCUCCCCGCCGAUCCACACUCCAUCCCUGCCAGUCCGCACUCCAUCCCCACCCUGUGGCCCCGGGAGGAGCGGGGUUGGCAUCUGGCUGCUCUCCCGGCGGUGUCCCGGCCCCGGUGCGCGGAGCGGAGCCGCUGUCCCCGGGGGCGGCGAGGCGUCCCCGGCGCUGCCCUUGUCGCUCAGGUUCUUCUUCCAAAGGGCAGCGGCGGCCUCGCCCCGCCCCGGCGGCAGCGGGAGGCUCCGGGGCCGGGGCCGUGCCCCCCGCGCUGUGCCGGGGCCCGGCCGUGCCGUCACCCCCCGGGCUGCCCCCGCCGCCGUUUUGUACCAAUAAAGGAGCAGCGCGACCCCCGAGUGCC